GGACCGGGAACGAAGGCCACGACAGGACAGCGAAGGGAAGGGAAGGGAAGGGAAGGGAAGGAAGGGGAAGCGAGGGGAGCCAGAGGCGAGUAGAGGAAAGGGGGCGGAAGAGGAGGUGGGAGCAGAAGAGUGCGAUCGAUCGAGGGAGGGAGAGGGCGAGGGCCACGAGGAGCACCUGGACGAGGGGCAGAGGAUCCAGAGGGAGGGAGAAGGAGAGCAGGGCGCAUUGGAUUGCGCUUCCACAGGAUUCGGUGGCCCUGGAAUUCGGGCAAGGCGAGGGAAGGCGAGGGUGAUUUCGAGAGCAGCGGGCGGAAUUUGGUCUCGGAAGGUGAAUGGAUUGAGAUUUCUAUGGUUUCGAUGGCCUUAGUCGUUUCUCUCGGCCUCGACUGUACGCACCAUCGGAAGAUCGUGAUCCCUGCCGCUUCUGGUGCUGGUGUCGUCGGGCUCCCGAGCUUGAGUCCGUCUGUGGCCUUGGGGCGAGCUGCGGGGAGCGGGAGCAGGAGCAGGAGCAGGAGAUGUUUUGUAGACAGGAAGCAAAAGCGCGCGUCUGAUUCUGGUGACGGGAGUAGGUCGAAAUUCUCGUCAUGCGCGUGCCGGAGAGUGCGAUGUAGUGCGGAGCUCAAAACCUGUACUUCAGUGCAAGUUGACGAUGACAACUCAGAGCCGGAAUCCGUAUUCAGGCCUCCCUUAGGUUGGCCUUUCUCUGGGGUGCCCCCACGCGAUCUUAAUCUUUUAGGAGAGAAGGUUUCGAAGGUUGAAGUGUCAGAACCUCCAGCCCCCGAAGAAGAGGGACAGCAAGAAAUCAGCGUCUCCGACGUGUUUGAGCACAAUGGAAGGCCUGGCGAGAAUUUAUACCGUCACUGGAUUGCCACCGAAUUUAGAGCAGCGGUGCAGUCUGGAUCUCCUCCACCCAGGCAGAAGGAGGAGAAGCAGGCCGAACGAGAUAAUUACUACGUGAACACAGGCUACGCAAUUCGGACUUUGCGGGAAGAGCUGCCGAAUUUGUUCUACAGAAGGCUCAAUUUCGACAUAUACAGGGACGACAUAACUUUUCGAGACCCUAUGAAUACCUUUUCGGGCAUCGACAACUACAAACUCAUAUUCUGGGCUCUCAGAUUCCACGGGCGUAUAUUUUUCAGAGCCCUCUGGGUUGACAUCAAUCGCGUCUGGCAACCUCACGACAAGGUCAUUAUGGUCCGGUGGACUGUCCGUGGUAUUCCGAGAGUGCCUUGGGAGGCACAGGGUCAUUUCGAGGGGACCUCCGAAUACAAGCUGGACAAGGAGGGAAAGAUAUACGAGCACAAGGUGGAUAAUGUGAUAUUCAAUUCACCGACGAGGUAUCAUGCCCCCAGCGUCCUUGACCUUGUGCGAGUGGCUGCGGGUCACACGAAUCCGACGCCCUCGUUUUGUGGCAAGGUUUCAGUCCUUAUGUUAUUACUAGCGCCCUACUUGAGGCAGUUCACGUGGGUUCGAUUUUAUUGGGCGCUGAAGAGUACACUAGUUUUGAACAAUCCAGGGGAACCAUGUGAUGAGCUUGGUCUUAACGCCUAAAUAUUCCUAUAGCUUAGCUUAGUUCUUGGGGAAAGAUUGCAACAGGUUUUGGCUUCUUCCUGUGUAUCAUAUGGAUCAGAGGAUGUCUUGCAGCUGCGAUUUGUGGAGAACGGUGAGCAAAUAAGUUCCUCUUCUCUUGUACAUAUUGAGAGGUUCCAAGGGCUGAGUCGGAAUGUCUCCAUGAUUAGAGUCUUCGCACAAGGAGAUUAUGGAGUUCCAAGCAAGACUGUUCCUGCAUAUCUGGUGGCUCUCAUGUAUCAAAAGUGAUGGUUGAGUUACUAAUCAGCAGCCUUGCUUCCAUUCGGAAUCAUGUAAGGCCUGGUGGUUGAAGGGUGAGCUACACAGGUUGGCAUAUCUGCCAAGGGAUGACGGGCCGGGUGUAUUCUAGCAGGUCCUAUAAUACUGGGUCGCAAGCUGCCCUUAAAAUCGGCCUGCAACAUCUCUAGUUAAGAUUAUCGUACAUUCUUUGUGAGGCAAACUGUCAUGGCAAAGUCUUGAGGAGGUGGGCAACAGAUCAGCCCACCUUUCAAGAGAACUUUCUCUGACCAGGGUAAUCCCUCAAGGUGCCAUUAGUUUGUCUGUCUGUCUGUAUAAGUAGUGCUAUUGUUCACUCCUAUGACUUUGCAAUCUGCAUUCUUAGCUUCAUAGUUUGCUCAGGGUUGCCUCGGUGGUUCUCAUUCUCCGAUAUAUGGUAGUGGACACCAGCGGGGCUGUCCCAGGAUUGCAGUAAUUGAUUGUACAUGCUGCCGAUUGAGCCACUGCUCUGGACCGAUAGAGGUCUUUUUCUUGUCAGAGUAAAGAAUUUUCCAGUCUGAUUGCAGCAAAUUUUGGAGUGAAAUGCUGGAGGCUCGGAUGCGA
Messenger RNA from Marchantia polymorpha subsp. ruderalis, 2409 nucleotides. The record is from the annotation of a GenBank genome assembly. Lineage: Eukaryota; Viridiplantae; Streptophyta; Marchantiopsida; Marchantiales; Marchantiaceae.